GAUUCUUCCCGGCCAUUUCAUCCCCACCUCGCAAGUGUGCUUACUGCGUGGUACGGCAAUAAGCGCCUUCCCAAAUACCCUAUUCUUUCUCCUUUUUUACACCUAUGCCACAACGUGGUCCGAAGCAUGGAGAACCGGCCGUAAAAGGUUUGGGGGAAGCGGGGAAGAGCAGCUUCUCCUUUGUCUCUUUUUUGGUUUUGUACUCUCUUCCGAGCCGCAUCGCUUUCUUUUCAGGUCAGCUCCGACCUUUCUCUCUUUCUUCUUGGAUCCGCGGCGGCUCUCCAUCGCAUUCGGUUCGCCGGAGGGGGAAUCGCGGCCGUUGUUUUCACUGUUUUGCUCGAUUUUUUUCUUCUCGAUCCAUGUAAGGGGCUUCUUAUUCGGUGCUGCUUUACGGUCUUUUGAGUAGCCAUGAAUGGAUUUCCCCUUCCGCACUUGCGAAUGCCAUCUUACCGAGGAACGGCCAGGGAUGCGUGAUUUGUGCGGGCGGGGCUAAAUUCCCUCUCGAUUGUUGGGCUUGGUAUUAGCGGAGAGCUUCUUUAGUCAGAAGUUUGUGGCUUAACGAAAUUUAUAGGUGUGGGAGAGGAUUUGAGGUUGAAGAUGGAGGGAGAUGUGGAUGCGGGACUCGCGCCUCCUAUUUUUCUUCACAAUCAAACUCUUCCCGGUCGGUUCUCUGACGCGUCGCCGAUGGCGAGAAAGCGAGAUUUACCUUGGGGUAAUCCUGGCUUCCACCAUGUUCAUCAUAAGCAGGAGGGCCAGCAAUGGUUCAUUGGGUCUGGUCUUUCUACGCCUAGCCAUUCAAAUAGCUGGAACCCUAAGAUGUGGAAAUGGGACAGUGUGAGAUUCUCCUCAAAACCUUCCGAGGAUGUGCCGGAAGUGUUAUGUCUGGGCACUCAGGGGGUUGCUGGAGCUGCAGAGAGCGGUAGCUGUGUAGAGCAGAGGAAAAACAUGGAAGAGGGUGGGAAGUCUCAACUUUUGCGUGAGGGAAUGGAGGAAGGUGAGAAUCUAGCUUUGAAGCUUGGUGGUGGUGGAUGCAGAGUGGAGGAGCAGGUUGGGAGAGCUAACAAACGAGUUCGAUCUGGAUCACCUGGAAGUGCUGCUAGUUAUCCCAUGUGUCAGGUUGAUGAUUGCAAAGCAGAUCUUUCGAACGCAAAGGAUUAUCACAGGCGGCACAAAGUCUGUGAGUUUCAUAGCAAAACUGCCAAGGCCCUUGUUGCCAAGCAGAUGCAGAGAUUCUGCCAGCAGUGCAGCCGAUUCCAUCCGCUUACGGAGUUUGAUGAGGGAAAAAGGAGCUGCCGCCGCAGGCUUGCUGGACAUAAUCGCCGUAGGAGAAAGACCCAACCCGAGGAUGCAUCAACCAACAUUUUGGCUUCUGAAAGCCAAGAUGCAAAAGUUAGUGGGAGCGUGGAUAUUGCCAAUUUGUUCGCCAUUCUGGCACGGUUGCAAGGCAAUAUUGCGGGCAAACCUACAAGCAUGCCAUCUGUACCUGAAAGAGACCAGCUUAUACAAAUUAUAAACAAAAUUGGUUCUUUGCCUCCUACAAUUCCCUCUCCGAAAACACUGGUGCAAAGAAGCUUUGAUCUUAAUGUCUCCCAAGCUCCACAGCAAAGUUCUUCGGAGCAGCCAUCUCAAGGGAGAGGUAAUCUAAGUAUUCCAUCAACAAUGAACUUACUUGGGGUCCUUUCAGCAGCUCUUGCAUCAUCAAAUCCCAAUGUUCUGGCAAGCAUGUCGCAAGAGAGCAGCCAUGAAAAUGGAAGCAGCAAGAGCAGGGAAGCAUGUCAGAAAGCUAUAAAUAGUAUUAAUUCACAAAACAAGGCUGCUUCUGUGUUUCCACCAUCUAGAGACAGAGAAACAGACUUUAAUGGACAUUCUCAGUUAAAUUCUUCUGAACAUUCUAUUCUUAUUGGGAUGCCAAGUUUGCCAUUGCAGCUAUUUGGAUCCGCUGGAUCCGCUGAAGAUGAUAGUCCUCCAAAACUUGGGUCUGCAGUUAAAUAUCCAUCCUCUGAGAGUAGUAAUCCAAUAGAAGAUAGAUCUCCUUCAUGUUCGCCUCCUAUUGCAAAGAGGCUAUUUCCUCUUCGCUCCGAAUCUGAUAAAAAAGAGGAAAGCAUGUCGAUAUGCAGGGAAGAUCAUGCAGUAGCUGAAGCGAGCACAACAUGUGGAUGGGCUCCACCGUUGGAACUGUUUAAGGAUCCAGACAGGCAGCUUGAUAAUCAAACAGUUCAAAACAUGCCAUACUCGGGAGGGUAUUCAUCAUCUUCUGGCUCUGAUCAAUCUCCUUCCAGUUCAAAUUGUGCUGUUCAGGAGAGAACUGGACGAAUUAUUUUCAAGCUUUUCGACAAAGAUCCCAGCAAUUUACCUGGAACACUUCGAUCUGAGAUAUUGAAUUGGUUGUCUCGUAGUCCAACUGAAAUUGAAAGCUACAUCAGGCCUGGCUGUGUGGUUUUAUCUAUUUAUUUAUGCAUGGCAUCAGCUGCAUGGCAUGAGCUUGAGGAGGACUUCCUUCAAAGGGUUACUUCACUUGUUAACUGCUCUGGCUCAGAGUUCUGGAGAAAUCUAAGGUUUUGGGUCCGCACGAGUACACAAAUUGUUUCACACAGGGAUGGGAAAAUACGUGUCUGCAAGUCUUGGAGAUCUUUAACCGCUCCUGAAAUAACAUCCAUAUCUCCCAUUGCUGUUUUGAGUGGACAAGAAACUUCAGUCAUUCUUAAAGGCCCCAAUUUGUCUAUUCCAGGAACCAAAAUUCAUUGCACUUAUAAGGGCGGGUAUUGGUCGAAAGAAGUAUUUGGUUCAACACAUGCAGGAGCGAUAUAUGAUGAUUCCGGAACAGAGAGUUUCAUUCUUCCUAAAGAUUCACCUUUUUUGUAUGGACGCUAUUUCAUUGAGGUUGAUAAUGGUUUCAGAGGGAACAGUUUUCCUGUUAUAAUCGCUGAUGCUACUAUCUGUGAGGAACUAAGAUCGCUUGAAGUUGAGUUCGAUGAAGAUCUAGAUGCCAUUUCGGAAGACCUGUAUCAAGAGAGUAGAAGGGCGCAAUCCAGGGAGGAUACCCUUCACUUUCUGAAUGAACUUGGUUGGUUGUUUCAGAGAAAGAACCAUUCAGAUUUCCCCUUCAUAGAUUUCGCUGCUUCACGGUUCAAGUAUCUCCUUACAUUUUCAGUAGAGAGAGACAUGUCUGCUCUUGUGAAAAAGCUUCUGGACGUACUAAUGGAAAGAUGCCAUGGAGGUGAUUCUGUAUUGAAUGAAUCACUGGAACUGCUACUUGAGCUCCAGUUGCUAAGCCGAGCAGUGAAGAAGAAAUGCAGGAAUAUGGUUGAGUUGCUUCUCAAUUACUCUGUAAAGAAUGAAAUAACUAAAGAUUCAAGAACGUAUCUGUUCCCUCCUAAUUACACAGGCCCUGGUGGAUUGACCCCUUUGCAUCUAGCUGCAUCAAUGGGGAAUGCUGAGGACAUGGUUGAUGCACUAACAAAUGAUCCACAAGGGAUUGGGCUGAACUGUUGGGUUUCGAAGAUGGAUGAGAGCGGCCGGUCUCCCUCCUUUUACGCAUCAUCAACAAACAACUCAUACAACAUGCUUGUAGCAAGGAAACUUGUAGAUAAGAAGAAUGGUCAGGUAUCAAUCAAGAUCAGACAAGAAGAUAAAUCCAUGGAGAAUAUUUGUGCUGAGUUAAAACCAGCGGCAAAGCAUGUUAAUGCUUGUAGUUUAGAAGCAAUGGCAAUAAGUUCAUGUGCCCAAUGUGCCCUGGCAGCAGAAGCUCGCCUUGUCAGAAUAAACCAUCAUCGGGGUUUUCUCCAGCGUCCAUACGUCCACUCCAUAUUAGCAAUUGCGGCGGUUUGUGUAUGUGUCUGCUUGUUCUUUCGUGGGGCUCCAUUUGUUGGUUCCAUUGCUCCCUUCAAGUGGGAGAAUCUGGAUUUCGGUCCAAGAUAGCUUCCAAGGGAAAACAGCAGCAGAAUGUAGAAAAAUAUCUUUUUUAUCUGAGUUUGAGGUGGCAUCCAUGGAAAGUUAGCAAGAGUCGUUGUGAAGCAAUUAGUGUUUGCUCUUUAUGAUCCAGGUUAUGUGUUGAAACAAAUGCAUCUCUUUUGGCUUCCAUGUCUAACUUAGUU
Phalaenopsis equestris is the source of this 4094-nucleotide messenger RNA. RefSeq names its product squamosa promoter-binding-like protein 15. NCBI's taxonomy places the organism in Eukaryota, Viridiplantae, Streptophyta, Magnoliopsida, Asparagales, Orchidaceae. The record is from RefSeq and is a predicted model, not a curated record. The transcript has 10 exons. The coding region runs from base 598 to 3918 and encodes 1106 amino acids. Gene Ontology annotation, molecular function: DNA binding; protein binding. Gene Ontology annotation, cellular component: nucleus.